Anoplopoma fimbria (sablefish) is the source of this 1530-nucleotide messenger RNA. It is a transcript of the gene akirin2, whose product is annotated as akirin 2. Gene Ontology annotation, cellular component: nucleus; chromatin. The record is from RefSeq and is a predicted model, not a curated record. Gene Ontology annotation, molecular function: transcription coregulator activity. Gene Ontology annotation, biological process: positive regulation of innate immune response; positive regulation of transcription by RNA polymerase II. Bases 388 to 927 code for a protein of 179 amino acids. The transcript is spliced from 5 exons. NCBI's taxonomy places the organism in Eukaryota, Metazoa, Chordata, Actinopteri, Perciformes, Anoplopomatidae.
CCAUGUCUUUGCGCAUGCUCAUAACCGAUCAAUCCAGACGGAACAAGGUAGCUAAACUACUCUGAGCCGUUUAUGGGUGCAACUCGGAGCAAGUCCUGCUAAAUCUGCAAUCAUCCGAUUGUAUAGAAAGCUUAUUGUAGCGUAUUCUAUCACAAUCCGCUCUAGAUAUAUCUGGCAACGUAAUCUGUGUGAGAUUAAUCAGCAGAAGGCAACAGGAGACGAAAAUAGUGCGAAUUUGUCGGCUGACCGGAAUCUCUCCUGCCGUUUGACCUAGCUAACGCUAGCUAGCACCAGCGGCACAGACCGGGGCCCAGCUCAGCAACUCUCCUAGAUAAAAGGGCAUUUUAGCCUUUCGGUCUUACGUUUUUUUAGACACAUUUCAGCGUGAUGGCUUGUGGGGCUACCCUGAAAAGGACUCUGGACUUUGAUCCAAUAAUGAGCCAGGCUUCACCUAAGAGAAGGAGGUGCGCCCCGAUCUCUUCUCCAGUCUCCUCACCACAGAAGUAUUUGAGGAUGGAGCCCUCCCCGUUCGGGGAAGUGUCGUCCAGACUCACCACAGAGGAAAUUCUCCACAACAUCAAACAGGAGUAUAAGCGGCUGCAGAAACGACGACACCUGGACAGUGCUUUCCAGCAGGCAGACGGCUGCUGUCCUCUGGAUCUGCACAAUGUUCACAGUGGACCCGCCCUACCAGGUACAUCCUCCGGUGCCUUAUCUCCCACCAGAAAAGAGCAGCCUCUUUUUUCCCUCAGACAGGUUGGGAUGAUCUGUGAAAGACUGCUGAAAGAGCGAGAGGACAAAAUCCGUGAAGAGUACGAUGAAAUACUGACUACAAAACUUGCAGAGCAAUAUGAUGCUUUUGUCAAAUUCACUCAUGAUCAACUGAUGCGGAGGUUUGGAGAGCAGCCUGCCAGCUAUGUUUCCUGAGUUUCAGCGUCUGAUAUUGAAGAAUGCAAUUUGUUGCAGGCUACUCCAGGGACUUUGUCUGGUUGGACUUUUCUCCUAGCUGUGCCAUAUCGCCUCUAUGUGGACUCAGUUUGUGGUAUCCACAUUUGCUGUGUCUACCAGAGUUAAGAGGGUUUCCUGCUGCCAACUGAUAUAGGACUCUCUGUGACUCUACCAGUGGCCUCUUAACUGCCGUGUCAAUAUUUAUUUGGCUUUUUUCUGAUGCCUUCAUAAAAGGCUGACUGCCACCACAAACUUGGCCUUUUUAAUAUUAUUUUUUAUGUUAAAUUCUGUUAUCUCACAGAGAGGAUGUUAGUUGUGCAACUUCUCUAUAUGUACAUUUUGAAAAGGUAUUGAACAUUGACGAGUGGAUAAACCAAGAAUGCCUUUAGACUGGCCUCCAGGAAGAGACAUCUUGGCUUUUUCAGCUUUGUUUUUAAACUGUACUGGCAAUUACUGUUAUAACAUUUGUAUACACUGUAUUUUUUUUGUGUGACUUUUGUUUACUGUACCAAAAUUUCCUGAUUUCAUUUGCUGUAGGUAUAAAGGGGCUUUGAUUCAAGAAAAGACAAUAAAAAAAGUGUU